Molecule: messenger RNA, 2693 nt
Organism: Oryzias melastigma (Indian medaka)
Lineage: Eukaryota; Metazoa; Chordata; Actinopteri; Beloniformes; Adrianichthyidae
Product: CD48 antigen
Exons: 16
Coding region: 267-1391 (374 amino acids)
Source: RefSeq, a predicted model, not a curated record
UGAACAGGACCUGUUCUUAGGUGGUCAGUGUGAAAAAUACAGUGGAAUGUUCUCGUGAAUAGGAAACUGUGAAUCAGAAGCCAACUUCAGCGUCGUGUCAUAACCGAGUUUAGUUUCACUUUCACCAAAUACGACGACGUUUCUGCGGACGUCUUUCUGUUCGGCUUUUAUUCUCUAUAUCUAUUUAAUACGGACGUCACUUUGUCUUUCAUGAUAGGUUUUUAUCGGUCGUUCGAUACUUCGGUGAUUUAGUCUUUUUUUUUUUCAUGUUACGUGCUCCAAUUUGUCGAUUAAAUCAAAGAAUGGCGUCGACGUCCUUGCUUGUUCUUUUCCUUUUAGCCGUGUUCACCACAGACGUUCACUCGGAAGAUCUUGAGGUGUUAAAGGGUUCCACCGCUGUCCUCACUCCAGAUCAUAAAGGAAGGUCGAUCAUCAGCAUAUCAUGGAAACAUGGAGGGGAUCUGGCAGCAGAAUGGUUUGGAGGGAGUCCGACUUUCUACCGCAGCUUUAAGGAUCGCUGCAGUUUAAACACUGAAACAGGAGAACUGACGAUCAAUGAUGUGAGACUGGAGCACAGCGGUGUGUACACGCCAGAGAUUAACAACAGAAUACUAACUGAUAUCAGACUACAGGUUCUCUCUCCAGUCCCCAAACCCAGCAUUCUUUUUAACUGUAACUCUGAGCAAACCCUGUGUACCCUCACCUGUGUGUUUAACAAAACACAUGAUCUGGGAGAUGUUCAGGUUUUCUGGAUUCUUGAUGACGGCAGUGUAAAAGAAGGCAGCGUGCUCUCCAUCACAAAGGAGACGAAGGAGAAGACGUUUAUCUGCAGACUGAAGAAUCCUGUCAGCUCUGAGAGCAGCAACGAUCUGAUAAACCCUCUUUGGUCUAAUAGAGCACUUAUCAUUUCAUUGGCUGUUCUGAUCCCGUGUAUUAUUUUAAUUUCCAUUGGGGUCCUGGUGUAUCGCUACAGAAGAAAAGUUCGGAAAGAAAAAAAACAAUAUAAGGAUGAAAGACAACGACUUCAGAAAGAAUUAGAAAGCUCUCAGAAAGUAAGACAAACACCCCUGAAUGCUGCAGGUGGAGACGCAGCUCCGCCUGAGGAAACACCGACCCAAGAACCAAUCCCUGUUACAGCUGAGAUCAACCAUCAGAACGAGUCAAACCCUCAAGAACCGGAUUUGGAACCAGCUACUACUCCAUCUAUAGAAACCACACAAGAGCCAAACACUAAAACUGAUGAAGAUCCUGAGAAUCUGAACAAGGAUCCAUCUGAGGUCAACCAUGAAACUGGUUCUGGAUCAGCUGAGAAUGAUCCUCCAGAGACAGAGCGAGCUGAAGCCUCCUCUGGUUCUCCUGAUGGAGGCGUCUCCACCUCUGAGCCUUCCUAACAACUGUUACCUCUGACUGCAGAGUCCUACAAGAGGGAAUAGUUUCUCUGAUGUUCUGGAACAACAUCAGGGAACAAUGAUGGAGAGUUUUGAUCUGAACUACAGUUAUUUUUGUGUUUUUAAUGCAGCAUUGGGGUCACCAGUCGUGUAUGUGAUUGGAAAAACCAUCAUCUGAUUGGAUUCUUCCAUCAGAUGAAGACAAAAGAUGUGAAGCCGAAAAAUCACUGUGACUGAACACUUUAAUGGAAAAGAACUGUUUUGAAAUGUCUGUUAUAUUUUAGUCCAGGUCUAGAUUUAAAUAUUGUUUUAUUUAUUUUUUUUCUGUUUUAGAUUUGUGCCAGCAUGUGGAAGAUGAGCCUCAGGUAUAAAAUGAAGAGUAUUUGUUCAGUAAAGUCGAUUUUUUUUUACUAUUUGUACAGCAUAUUUAGGAGUAAAAAUGUUUUAUGACCAAAGUUGACAAACAUGUUUUCUCUUCAUGAUGUUUUUCUACUUGCUGGAAUUUGCUGUUUUUGUCUUUGUGGAGACAGUUGUUGCAUCCACAUGCUACGAGACAUUUUUUAUCUGUUUUUUUGCAUAAGGUGUUCACACUGGACUGUCACUACCCGAUACUAGCGCCGCCUACAGUUGGAAGAGAUUUGGAGUAGAAUAUCAAAGUGGAGCAGAUCUGGUGAUUCUUGUUCACAGAUAUUUCCGUCACAGCUCUAUUCCGACUUGAUUUCAUAUAAUUCCACACAAUUAUUCUAUUCUCCUUCAUUUUCAAGCGGUUGGCGUUUUCACACUACCCAUUCGUUUCUACCAAAUCUGAGUCCCUGAUUGGUCAAAGUUUAGCUAGUUUAACUUUCAAUGCAAGUUCAAUGAUUGCAUGUUUUGUGCACAUAGCCCAAAAACGGGCUUAAAACUAGCGCAGCGAUGUGUGAACGCCAGUGUUUUGAAUGCUGAAGCCUGAAACGUGUGUUUCCAUAGAUUUAUUUGUAGUAGACGUGUUUGUGACUCCAUCAGUGUUUGUUGUGUCAUCGUCAAAAGUUUCCCCUCAGACUCAAAUCUCUUUUGGUGCUAACAAGAGUAUCCAACUGGAAUCAGUAAAGGAGAAAAACAAAACUGUAUUUUUGUAUUAGAUGUUUAGCUUUUUCAUUUUUUACUACAGGGAAACACUUGAAAUGUUUCUCUGAAACACUAGACGUGCAGAAAAUGUCUGUUACUUUAAAUUUCUACUACUACAUUCCUGGAUUUUCAGAAGCAUAACAGACAUAUUGGGAUGUUGAGGUGUUACUAACAUGGUAAUAAACUUUAUAUGAAUCUGUU